Molecule: messenger RNA, 734 nt
Organism: Closterium sp. Naga37s-1
Lineage: Eukaryota; Viridiplantae; Streptophyta; Zygnematophyceae; Desmidiales; Closteriaceae
Source: the annotation of a GenBank genome assembly
GGUGCGGCAGGGAGAGAGAGAGGAGAAAAGGGCGGGGGGGGGGGGCUGAUGCUGCAACUCCCCUCCCCCCCACUGGUGCUGCAGAUCCCCUCCCCCCACUGCUGCACCCGCAGCAGGGGGAGGUAGGAGAAGGGGGGGGGGGGGGGGGGGGGGAAGGGGCUGGUGCCGCAGAUCCCCUCCCCCCCCACUGCUGCGGCGCGCAGGAGCCGCUCGGGCGACAGCAGGGCACCGGGGCUGCGGUUAGGGGCGGCAGGUCGCGAGGGGCCAUGGCUAGGGGCGACGGGGCCAUGGCUAGGGACGGGGCCGGGCGCUGGGCAGGUACGGGGCCGGGUGCUGGGCUAGGGACGGGGCCGGGUGCUGGGCAGGUACGGGGCCGGGCGUUGGGCAGGUACGGGGCCGGGCGCUGGGCAGGUACGGGGCCUGGCGCUGGGCAGGUAUGGGGCCGGGCGCUGGGCAGGUACGGGGCUGGGCACUGGGCAGGAACGGGGCCGGGCGCUGGGCAGGUACGGGGCCGUGCGUUGGGCAGGUACGGGGCUGGGCGCUGGGCAGGUACGGGGCCUGGCGCUGGGCAGGUACGGGGCCGGGCGCUGGGCAGGUACGGGGCUGGGCACUGGGCAGGAACGGGGCCGGGCGCUGGGCAGGUACGGGGCCGGGCGCUGGGCAAGAGACGGGGCCAGGCACGGGCAGGGUACGUGGCCGGGCGCGGGCGAGGUUCAGGGCCAGGCGCUGGCUAG